AAGCGGUGAGAAAAAUUUUUCUUUGAAUCACGCGUCAACUCUGACAUAUUUUGUUAAUAUACAUCGUAUAGUAUCUAGAAAUAAUUGUUGAUUUAUAUUCAGUUAUGUGUGAUUCAGGGUACUUUAAUUUCUCUUGUGCUUCCUGUGCGUGCGAUAAAAAUGGAGAAUAUAGUCAACCCGCACAAAAAGGUAAAAAUAUUAAUAUCUUACUAAUUUUUCGAUACUAAAGCUGGUCUUCGGUAAGAUAAAGUAUUUUUGAAAUAUACCAAUGCAAAUUUAGUGGAAAUUUUUUUUUCUUCGUGAGUUUGAUCAUUCUGAAAUGUUUCUCCGAUAAUCGUGUAACGUUAAAGACCAAAUAUAAGAAAAGCCGUUAUUGUGCAAAACCGAAAUGCAGAAAAGGUGUAAUAAAUACAUAUUUUUUCGUAGAUUUCAAUCAUGUAUAGAGGGACAUAGUUAUUGAUAUCUGACCGCUAUCGUUUUGCAACGUUUUAGUAUUGAAUUUAUGUCCCUUUAAGCUUUUUCUUUGAUUCUUCCACGCUUUUCCGUGAUUUCUUCCACUGUGGGAUGGUAAAAAUUAGGGAAUUUUAUUAUGUAUAUUCAACAUACAUACACAUUAGCGAUGUUUCGAAUGUCAUAUUUUGCACAUUCGCUAACGGAAAGUGACUGUCUGAAUGCGAAUGUUAGGAAUAACAUUAAAAAAGCUAUAAUCAACUGAAGUCAUCUUUUUAUUACUUACAAAUUGUGUAUAUUAUUAUAACAUUGAACGAGUGCUCAACCCAUACAAAACUAUCGAUGGCACUAUGGAUGGUAUCGAUGGAACUCACUAUCGCAACUAUCGAUGGCGACCACUAUCGGCCAUAUUUGAAGUUCGAUACUAUCGAUACUAUUGAGGAAUUGUCACAUCUAUGUAUGAUUUUUAUGCACCAUAUCUAGUAUGGUCAUACGCGUUUGUGUGAAAUAUUUUAUUAGUAAUACCCGUACAUAUAGUGUAAAUAUGGACAAAUAUCUAACUCAUAAUGUAAAAGAACAAUUGCAACCAGUGUGGCAGCCUUGUCCGUUCACUAUUUUACAGGAAAAUGUGUAAGAUGUUUGUCUCGCUCUUAUGAACAAUACACAUAUGUUUUGUUUUAUUCUUCGCAGUAAAUUUGUGUGUAUGUCAAUAAAUUUUACAGUUAUCUUAAAGUGUGCAUUGAAAAGAAAUUUCGCAAUUGAAGUUUAAAAAUUUUAAAGGGCAUUACAAAUAGUUUAUUAGCUGGAGCUCUAUAUUUAAACAUAUUCGCAAUAUGGAAAAGUGAGUAGCUAACAUUUCAUGUAUUAAUAAAACCUUUAAUACAAAAUGAAAAUUUUCUUUAUUAGAUAUCUUCAAAAAAGUUCCAAGAAUACCAAUGGUGUUGAAGGUGUACAAGAUGUAGAAAUGGCAGAUGUUCAAUGUGAAAAUUCAAAUCAGGCACCUGAAGUCGCUAAAAGCAGCAAGCGUCGAAAUUUGUUUCUUGCAAAGUGGAAAGACAACUAUAAUUGGGUUGAUGAAAAAUCAGGCGGCGCUUACUGUAAAUAUUGUGAGAUAAAACUUCCUAAUAACAUUUGUCAUUUGAUGCGCCACGAAAAGUCGUUUAGGCAUAAAAAAUCACUGGAUUCGUUAAAAAACCAGCCUAAAAUUUUAACAUCCACCCAAACAUUUCAAAGGCAAAAUGACUUAGUUAAAGUGGCAGAAUUACAAAUUAUCAUGUUUUUAAUACAACAUAAUUUACCGUUUGCUUUAAUUACACCAUUGGUUUUAUUGAUAAGACAUAUUGCGAGUGACUCAGAAAUUUGCAAAAAACUCAAAAUUGGAAAAACAAAGGCAACUGAAACAGUCAAGACCGCAAUUUUUCAUGAAGCACGCAAAGAUAUUAUUGAUAUCUUGCAAAAUCAAACCUUUUCUAUGAUAAUUGACGAGACAACUGACAUCUCAACAUCAAAAUGCUUGGCGAUCGUGGUUAGAUAUUUUGAUAAAACGAGCUUGAAAGUACGGGACAGGUUCUUAGCUUUAAUUGAACUGGCCAAAUUUGAUGCUUGUACGUUAGUUCAAGAAAUUAGAAAACUUUUUAAGAGUAUAAAUGUUCCUUUGAAAAACUGCCUUGGGUUCGCAAGUGAUAACGCGUCUGUUAUGGUGGGCAAAAGAAAAGGUAUUGCGGCACUUUUACGUGAAGAUAAUCCCAAUUUGUUUUCAAUUGGUUGCACAUGUCAUUCUAUACAUCUUUGUGCUUCUGCUGCGGGAAAGGUUUUGCCAGCUGGUCUGGAAAUUCUAACAAGAAAUAUAUAUUUAUAUUUUGCCCAUAGUGCCAAAAGGCAAGUUGAGUUUAAAGAAUUUCAAGAAUAUUUUUCUGUAAGCCGUCACAAAAUUCUUAAAAAAUCUAUUACAAGAUGGCUAUCAAUGGAACAGGUUGUUUCCAGGAUUUUAGAACAGUGGACCCCUCUCCAACACUAUUUUCUACAAGAAAAUUUUGAUUCUUCUGAAAACAAUGAUUUGGCUUUGAAAGUUAAAGAAGAAUUAAAUGACGAUAACAAAUUUUUGUUACUGUUUUUGAGUUACGUUCUUAAAUUACUUAACAAUUUAAACUUGGAAUUUCAGACUGAAGCAACAAGAAUUCAUGUGUUGCUUAUUCAUGUAAAAACGAUUUAUAAAACUAUUUUAAGUAACUUUUUAGACAUAAGUUCAAACAUUGAUGUAUUUACUAUUGAUUUUAAUAACACCGACGAUUUUAAACCUGCUAAAGAUAUAUAUUGCGGUCCCAAGGCAGAACUAUUUUUAAAGUCACGAAAUUUGUCUGAUGAACAAACCAUUGCUCUAAAAAAAUAUUGCAUGAAAUAUUACGUUGUGCUGUGCAAAGAAAUAUGUAAACGAGUAAACUUUAAGGAUCCGGUUUUGUUAGCUCUUCAAGGCAUUAACCCUGAAUCUUUGGCCGAAACUACAGCAGAAAUCGCCUCAGUGUUCCCAAAUCUAAUUACAGAAGAAAAUAUUGAAGGAAUUGAUUUCGAAUGGAGAUUGUUGAAAAAUCAGCAAAUAGUGUCGAAAGAAUUGGAAUUAGAAAAUUUUUGGUCUGCUGUUUUUAAGCAAAAAAAUGCAUUGAACGAACAGUUGUUUCCCAAAUUAGCAAUAUUAAUUUCAAAUAUCCUUUGUUUACCACAUAGUAGCGCAACAGCUGAGAGAGUUUUUUCUCAACUGUUUUUAAUUAAGGAUGAAAAACGUAACUGCCUAUCAACUGAAACAAUAAAUUGCAUAAUGGCUUGUAAAGAAAUUCUUAAAAAUUGUAACUGUUACGAAUGGAAACCAUUAAAAAGUACUUUACAGGCUUAUGUAAAACAGUAAUUUUUAUUUACCAAAUAAUUUUU
Messenger RNA from Rhagoletis zephyria (snowberry fruit fly), 3372 nucleotides. RefSeq lists its product as uncharacterized. The record is from RefSeq and is a predicted model, not a curated record. Gene Ontology annotation, molecular function: protein dimerization activity. Lineage: Eukaryota; Metazoa; Arthropoda; Insecta; Diptera; Tephritidae.